This is a messenger RNA of Staurois parvus, 296 nucleotides long. The record is from the annotation of a GenBank genome assembly. NCBI's taxonomy places the organism in Eukaryota, Metazoa, Chordata, Amphibia, Anura, Ranidae.
UUCCCGUCCAGCUCAUGUAUAUAAACAGCCGGACGGGGGCAGUGCAGGGGAUGGUUGCCGUUUAUAAACGGCGGCCGCCAUUUUGGACUGUGCGAGUUCCCUGGGGGGCGCACGGUACCACAGUCCGGUGCCCGCUGUGUCCUCCGGGGGGAACACCGAUCGCUGUAAGUGACAUCUUGCUUACUACUCUUCAUGUGAUCACUGAUUGGCCAAUCAGUGAGCAUAUGAUCGGGACCUCACACAGAGGUCCCGUACAACAAUUGGUGUUCCACUGUGUCCUCCUAGGGAGUGCCCAC